CACGGGUGAUGGCAGCACAGGCGCAAAAGCCGUUGCAAGUUUGAGCAGAACCUCGGCUUGACUUCCGGUUUGGCACGAAACUUGAAAAUCUUGGGGGGGACGCACGCCCGUUGUGCUGGUUGUGCGCUGCCAGAGUGACUUCAGGGGCGGAUUUUUCGGGCCGGUUAUUAAACGCAGUUCGAAGAGCCGCAACACACGUUUGAAGACGAAGAUGUCCGUCCCGGACACCGCCGAUUCCGAAAGGCAGCUGGCUGCCAACGAACUGCGGCGCAUGGGCCUUCGAGUUCCUUGCCUCAAGUCGACGCCGUCUACGGGCAAACAGGCAACGUCUAAUGGAUGGCCGCUGUUUGGCUUGGACAUCUUGGAGCAGCCGCAGCAGCCUUCGCACCUGGUGGCUGGGUUAAUGGUGCCAUGGUUCUUGGAUGAGAGCUUCCGAGUGCUUCUUUCGCAUGCAUCGACUGAAGGCAUCCUGCGUAAGUCGGGCUCCCUUGCAAGACAGCGGCUGCUCAGGUCCUCACUGGAGACGAGUGCUUCGUUGCGAAUUGCCUCGGUGGUUCUGGCAUCCGCGCCUGUGCACGACGUGUCGGGCCUCCUGAAGCAGUGGCUGCAGCUACUGCCCGAACCUCUGCUGCCCAAGCCCCUGGUUCACUUGCUGCUCAGGUGCCAGGUGAAGCAUGGCCUGGAGGCGGUGUUACUGGGCUUGCGCCUCCUGCCGGAGGAGCGACUGGCAUGCCUGCGCCACCUGCUGGCGGGGCUGUCGCAGUUGGCGGCGGACCCCCAAAGCCGCAUGGGACCGCACAACCUCGCCGUGGUCUUGGCACCCACUCUGUGUGGCCCACCGACCGUCCAGUCGGCCAACAGGGAGGACCUGGACCGCCUGGUUUCCUUGGUGGAAGCACUGAUUGAGGCCUCCCACCUGGUGGGCAGCUCCCCGCCACCGCUACCUGGCCGCGAGGGCCGCAAGAAGACCUCAUCGGCGUGCCUGCUGCUGCACCAGCUGCGGCGCCUGGUGGUUCAGCGCAAGGGGCCCGGAGGCGAGAUGGACGCCGUGGUGCCAGACUCUGCAGCGCCUAAUCUCCCUCCUGGCUCCAAGCGCCGCAAGCCACGCGAACUCCUGCCUCGUGGACUCUCGCCUUGGAAGAGGCUUUCCCUCUCCUCUCGUGAUUCCUGGCACUCUGGAAGGGCGAAGCGCGAGGAAGGGCUGGUGUCCAGCCGGCAACAGCAAGCCGCCACGCCCGAGCUGCUCAACAACCUGCGCCAGGAGGUGGCUUUGCUGCCGCCGUUGCAGGUGGAGGACGAAGCCAGUGCCAAGCCUGAAGAUACCAAGGUACUCACCAGUGCAAAUCCUGCGGAAACAGCUGUCGCAGGCCAGGAAGAAGAGAGCCCUUUCAACAACCACACCCCGCAGCCAGAGCCAGAGCCCGCUACCAUGCCAGCGGUGCCACAGACCGUGCACUUCCUUCGCGGCACCAGCACCACGUCGUCGACCAAGAGCAUCCUUCGGCGUGGUCGGCCCAACUCCCUUCGGCCAGGGUUCCCGUUGCGGCAUAGCCCUGGCACCAGGAAGCACUCCAGCACGGGCAGCAGACCAAAGCGCCCAGUCGGCAAGGAAAACCUGGAGAGCAGCCUGCGUUUCGCUUCGCAAGGGGAGUCCAUCUUCAACGCACCUACAAUGGCAUACCUUGCGGCUGUCAAGGCCCGCAGGGAAGCGUUCAUUUCACAGCUGGUGUCCACAGGCCCACCUGGUCCAGAGCACGACUCUCAGCUUCAUCGAGAGGGCAGCGUCAAAGUGCCGCACUGUCACCUGGAGGCAGUUGUUGAAGCACCGCUCACACCCGUCACAGAAGAGCCGAAGCAAGAUCGCGACACUCUGCCCUCGGAGAAGCAGCAGGACGACGAGGUCGAGGACAUGGAUGUGGAUGAUGAUCCAGACACGGACCGGGCAAACAAUGCGGUAGAGGCAAGUCAGCUGUGCCCCCAGUCGUCUGCUCCAGCUGCUGCCGUCUCCGACUCGGCCGCACCUCCUGCGUUGCAUGAAAGGCACGAACAGACGAUUUCUGGUCCAUUGUGCAAAAGGGACGAGCAGACGCUGCCAUCUGCGUCUGCCAAGGCUCCGCCCACUUGCACAGACAGCUUCUCCUUUGCACUGCCGACGGUUCCUCCCGAGCCGUCUGCCUCAAACAAGCGGGAGAGCAUCAUCGAGAUCCGCGAGCGCAACGCAGGCAUGGUGCGGAGCAGUGUGGAAGUGUUCAACAGGGCCGCUGCUGCAGUCCACCAGAGCAGUGCGGUGACGCGCAGCCGCCGAACGGCGGUAACACGCAAGGGCUCCGCCACUGGAGCCAGUAGGCCACCGCUGCGGGAAACGAACUUCCGGUGUCCUGCCAGUCCGCAACCGGCUGCUACAAGGCGGGAGCGGCGCGACUGGCAAAUGGAACUCUAGGAGCACGUGCCUGUCCAAGCUUUUAGGCCUCGAUGUCAACGCUAUUUGCUAGUGACUACCGAAGUGGUGUUGAAGCUGCUCUUGAAGUGUCCAUGUAUGGGGGAGUUGUGGGUUUACCUCCUGCUUGGCUUUCAAAUGGGGUGAAAAGACAUGACAAGCGUUGCUUACAAGUUGUGAUUUUAAUGGAAUGCCUCUCCUUGACUUCUUUUUUUUUUGGUAUCACCUAAUAUCUGAAGAUUUUAGCUUUUAUAUUUCUAGUAAGGUCAGCUCCUUGAUUCCAAGCAUGCAGUAGCUAUUGACUAGGGCUAAUCAUGACUCGGGAGCUAUGCGUUCGAUUCCAAAUGAGAGAGAGGGGGGGGUAUGACAAAAUUCAAUUGACAUGAUUUAAAUAAAUGACAAUGCUUUUGUUCUUUCAAGUUUCUCACAA
Dermacentor albipictus is the source of this 2867-nucleotide messenger RNA. RefSeq names its product rho GTPase-activating protein 11A-like. The record is from RefSeq and is a predicted model, not a curated record. Lineage: Eukaryota; Metazoa; Arthropoda; Arachnida; Ixodida; Ixodidae. Gene Ontology annotation, biological process: signal transduction.